GGGGAUUCCCCAGGGGGACUCGGGACUCGUGGACCCGGGAUUGAAUGAAUAGACCGGAAAAGUUCCAGCCUCCCAGCCAAUCAGAGCGCGGAGGAGGGUCUAGACCCUCGCUGUUCAGCCAAUCAGCACAGGGACAGAGUUAAUGGGAGACGUCAUUGUCUCUGAGCCAAUCAGGCCUGGGGAAUGGGAAAUACCACCGCUCCUAGCCAGUCAGCUCCGGGAGUGGGAUAGACCACUGCCCCCUGGCCAAUCAGACUCAGGGAAUGGGACAGACCCACUCCCAGCCAAUCAGAGCUCGGAAUGGGAUAGAUGACUGACUAUCAGCCACUCAGCUCUGAGCAGGGGAGGGAGGGUGCACCGGCUCUCAGCCAAUCAGCACCGUUUAACCCUUUCCUGUCUGGCUCUUUCUCCCCACAGGCAUCCCCUCCCCCCACCGAGAUGAGCUCAAUAAUCUUCAGCCCCUGGGGCAGCGCCAAGCUGCUCUCGGCUCCCAGCCCCACCCAGCAGGGGGAGCCGGAGGGGUCCCUGGGGGGGGCGCCCGGAGCCUCCGAGGGGGGAUCCCGGUGCGACUGGUGCGAGCAGCUCACGGAGCCGGGGCACAGCAGGGACUGUGGGCACCACGUCUGCAAAGAGUGCGAGCGGGACUCCAGCAGGGCCGGGAUCCUGUCCUGUCUUCAGUGUUUGGAGGACCAGGGAAAGCAGCUGCUCAACGACCUGGACCGGGUGCGCCAUCCGCAGGUUGGGAUGGUGGAGGAGGGCGAGGCCCUGGCGGCCCCGUCCCGCCGGCGCCUCGUGGUGGAGGUGGUGCAGGGGCCGCAGGAGCCCCGGGGACGGCUGGACCAGCGGCUGGACGAGGUGGAGGCGCAGCAGAAGACCUUGCAGAACAUCGUGACGGUGCUGAGCCGGGAGAUGGGCCGGCGCGAGGGGGCCAGAGGCUCGGCCAACGGGGGCUCGGCCAACGUGCUGGGGGAAGCCAUGGCCCGAAUCCUGUACCUGGAGGAGAAGGUGGCCCAGCAGGACACGCUCCUGGCCCUCAAGGAUGUGAUGAUCAGCAACCUGGGGGCCCGGGUCGAGGCCCUGGAGCAGACCUCCUACAACGGGCAGUUUCUCUGGAGGCUCCCUGACAUAGGGCGCAAGAUGCAGCAAGCCCUUUCCAGACAGACACCUGCCCUCUACUCUCCCCCCUUUUACACCAGCCGCUACGGCUACAAACUCUGCCUCAAGGUUUACCUCAACGGGGACGGCACCGGGGCUGGGACGCACAUCUCCCUCUUCUUGGUGCUGAUGAGGGGCGAAUACGAUUGCUGGCUCAAAUGGCCUUUCCAUCACAAGGUCACCUUCACGCUUCUGGAUCAAGUCGGCGACCGUCACAUCUCAAGCUCUUUCCGACCGUCGGAAGCCUCCUCUUCCUUCCAGCGGCCCGUGAGCAACUGCAACAUAGCCAGCGGCGUCCCCGAAUUCUUCCCCCUGUGCCAGCUCCACGCCCCGGAAGCCACCUACAUCCACGAGGACACCUUAGCCUUCAAGGCCCUGAUCGGCGACACCAACCUCUAGAGUGGGGCAGUUCGUCUGCGGCCCACGGGACUGGGGCUUGGGCCUCACUCGGGCCUAGAGACAUAGCCGACAGCUUGGACUCCCGGGUUGGUGUCUUUCAAGAUGGCUGCCUGCACCGCCUCUCCCCUGCCAAGCCUUCACUCAAGAUGGCCGCCCACACCGCCUCUUCCCUGCCAAGCCUUCGCCCAAGAUGGCUGCCCACACCGCCUCUCCCCUGCCAAGCCUUCACCCAAAAUGGCUGCCCACACCGCCUCUCCCCUGCCAAGCCUUUGCCCAAGAUGGCCGCCCACAAUGCAUCUCCCCCCACCAGGCCUUCACCCAAGAUGGCUGCCCACAACGCCUCUCCCCCACCAAGCCUUUGCCCAAGAUGGCCACCAAGACCUCGCUUCCCCUCCCAUGGCUUCAUCUAAGAAGCUGGCCAUGAAAAAUGGAGGUCGACCCUUCUUGGUAACCACCAUGGAAGAGGUUUUCAAGACAAUAUGACCCUGAAGUCUCUUCCCAGACGGCCACUCAUGAAUAGGUUCUGCCUCCUUUGAAAGCUUAGUCCGAGACAGUGGCCACGAAUAAUGGAGGGUGAGCCCUCGGGGCAGCCAUCUUGGAAGAGACGAAGGUGGAGGGAGACCCUUCAGUGUCAUCCAAGAUGGCUGACCAUGAGAACUGUUGUGGCAGCCAUCUUGGCAGCUCUUCUGACAGUGGAGGGAGAUGUAGGAUGAUCCUCCAGCUGGUGGCCCCCACCUAAGGUCUCCCUCACACAGGGAGGGUCAGCUAUGGGGAUAUACAAAGCCGCCCCCCCCCCCAACAGUAUGGAGCUCGCCUUCAGUGCCUGCAGUUCCCCCCACACCUCAGAGAGCAGCUGCACGGCUGUUCCUGGCGGGGGUUGUUGACCAGCUCUUAUUUUUGUAGACCCUACACAAAGUCAUACCAAACGCGACCUCAGCAGCAACGUGCCAAGCAGCUCUGGGCUUUUCGGGAGUCCGAUGAUCCCGCUGGGACAGGGACGGCCAGAAAUGGGGCGUUUUUGUUUUCAAUACGCCAAAGCAGACUGGACUAUUUAAGAGGGAAAAUAUUUGUAACUGAAUUAAACUCUUAUUUAUUUAGUUGACAUUAAAUCUAUUUAUGGAUCACAGCAGCUGCUCUGGGGGGGUCGGCAUUUUGCACCCCCCUCCCAAAAAUUAAAGUGGGUCCAAUGGAGAGAAUUGAAAUUGAAGUGUGAGGUUUCCCCUCUAGGGGAUGCUGGCUCUGGGUGGGGGCACUGGCUGGCUCAGGGGGUAAGCAGUGGGGUACAGGUCCCCCCCUAAUUGAGACAUGACUCGGAGCUAAAUUGGUUCAAUUCUUUAUUGUGUCAAAGAUCUCAGAGGCAGUGAGAAGCUAAACACCCCCUCCCUCUGGAUCAACACCCUGGCUCUGCCCUCGGGGGCGCUCCUACUCCACAUCACCAGGGGCUCCUAGGAGCCCCCCUAACUACUCUAACACACACACAAGGCACCCCUGUCUUUGGGGGGGCAGUCACCCUUACAUAGCUAGAGGUCUGGGAUCCCCAGCUGCCCCACAGCAGGCCUAGCCAGCCUGGUAUCCCAGCGCUACCACCAACCGUCAGCCCCAAGGACCCACAGUUGCUACUGCUAACGGGGGAAGGGGUCGUGCUAUUGGGGUGUGGCAGUGGGGAGCGAGUUGUGUUUCAAGGGGGU
Mauremys mutica (yellowpond turtle) is the source of this 3242-nucleotide messenger RNA. RefSeq names its product TNF receptor-associated factor 2-like. Gene Ontology annotation, biological process: positive regulation of JNK cascade; tumor necrosis factor-mediated signaling pathway; positive regulation of canonical NF-kappaB signal transduction. Gene Ontology annotation, cellular component: plasma membrane signaling receptor complex; cytoplasmic side of plasma membrane. Bases 310 to 1554 code for a protein of 414 amino acids. Gene Ontology annotation, molecular function: tumor necrosis factor receptor binding; zinc ion binding; ubiquitin protein ligase binding. The record is from RefSeq and is a predicted model, not a curated record. The transcript is spliced from 6 exons. Lineage: Eukaryota; Metazoa; Chordata; Testudines; Geoemydidae.